Puccinia triticina is the source of this 1917-nucleotide messenger RNA. RefSeq lists its product as uncharacterized. Lineage: Eukaryota; Fungi; Basidiomycota; Pucciniomycetes; Pucciniales; Pucciniaceae. The coding region runs from base 1 to 1917 and encodes 638 amino acids. The record is from RefSeq and is a predicted model, not a curated record. The transcript has 6 exons. Gene Ontology annotation, molecular function: monooxygenase activity; calcium ion binding.
AUGCCUCCCAAGCGCAAGCCCAACAACACCAAGAAGCGUCGCGCUAAACCAGACCAGGGAACUGCCACCACACCCAGCCCCAGCCCAUCCAAGCUCAACUCAGCUGACCAUUCCACCCAGAGCACUCCCAACCAACUCAACCGCAGCACUCCCCCUACCCCCUCCUCCAAACCCGCCUCCAAUGGCCCCUCACAAGCAGACCAUAAACAGCCGGCAGACUCAGACCCUCCCAAUCGACCGUCUAAACAGGCAUCGACCGCUGCUGGCAGCGCGCAGAAGAACUCAUCCGAUCACCAGCCUGCCAAGGCCAACGAGCUUCCGUCUUCGGUCAAGAGUGCUGCCAGCAACUCGGACUUCGCUCCACUGACCGAGCGAUCUGUUAACCGCCCUGAAUCAAACUCCAACCAACACCACUCGAACACCUCCAACGAGACUGGCCGUCCUAACAAGUCUACCAAAGACCAAAAUUCCAAGCAAACCCCAGGAGCUCAUCGUGUUCCAGGCUCUGUGGAGCUUGAUGUCGAAAACCAUCCUGAUCCAACGGCCAAGUCGAAAGCUGAGUCCAAGAAGAGUCAGCAGGCCUCCAACAAGCCGAGCACCACCAACAGUCAUUCAGACGACCCCCCGCCCGCAAAUCAACACCAAAAUCCAGAGGAUGAUCACACACCAGAAAAAGUGGCAUCGGAGCCCACUUAUCCACAAAACGGGAUACCAAAAGAGUCGAGUGAACAUCAUAAGGAACCUGACACCGCUCCUCAACAGCAACAUCCAGAGGAUGAUCCCGCCCCCGCGAAAAUCGCAUCGAAGCCCACUCAUCCCCAAAACGGGAGACCGAAGGAUUCGAGCGAAAGUAAAUCUAGCGAUCAUAAGGAGCCUGAGACGCCCUCAGCCAACUCAGAGAAUGGCCUCUCGAAGAGCCUCCCAAACUCUCACAAAAAGCCCACCAAACACGUCAAGUUUACUAAUGCGGCCGCGGCCGACCCAUCUGCGGAUGCCCCGAGGCCCGAAGCUGGUGGGCACCAGAACCACCGUAAGCAGAGCAGGCCUGAGGAGACUGAGGAGCACGGGGAUGUGCACCCCAAGCACAAAUCGAUCCGGCGCGAGAUGUCUGGGGCGGCCGACCAGUUCGACUUUGAUGCCCAACAAAGGCUGUACGAUGGUCCCGGGGGCGGGAUGGUCAAGAAGCCGCGCCACCGCCGCCCGAACGGUACCAGCAGCCACUCCGCCGACCAACGCGCGGCAGAUGGGCCCGAUGAAGCCGGAUCAGACCAGUCCAGUACGGCCUCGCAUGACGAAGACGCGCGCCACCCACACCGGGACUCGAUGGGCUUCCAACACGCCCAACGCUGUCUCCAAUCGAUCGUCGACAUCCAGCACCUCAACGCCCGGCCAGCCGACCUGGACCCGGACCUCCUGCAGAUCUAUCUGAGCUACUUCGACCAGGACCAGGAUGGCUUGUUGGACCCCUUGGACACCUGGCGCGCUUUCCGUCGCCUCGGCUUCGGCUUGCUCUGGGCCGCCGCUGCCACCCUCGCCCUCCAUGCCCUCUUCUCCCCCUUCAUCGGAAUGGGCUCCUGGCUCCUCCCCGACGUCUUGGGCAGAUGCCAAUUGCCGCUAGGCCCCCAUCUCUCCAAAUCCUCCCCCAGCUCAAUCAACAUCGACCCGCACGACAUAUCGCAUGUAGAUAAAGACCAUACUCCGGACAAAGUGGGUCCGGCGGCGUUGUGGAAGAAAACCCAAGAGCACAUGGGCGUAGCCGAGAUGACUGAUCCGAUUGGGUGGCUCAAGUUUGUGCUGGGCUGGCUUAUAGCUCUCAGCUUAACCUGGCCGACGGAUCUGUGUGUGAAGCACGAAUUGAUCAACGGUGUUUACAACGGCGAGUUGCUGUUCCUGGUCGCCCAUGACCUGUCAACCUAG